UUUCUUUCUCACUACUAUUCUAGCCUGCCCUACAACCAAGAGGCUAGGUUACUGAGGACCUCCUUAACCGGCUCCAUCCUAGACUCAACCAGAACAACGUGCGGAGUUUUUCCCCCCCCCCCCUUGUUGCUAUGGUGACGGGGAACGCUUCUGCAGUGCAGGCCCGGCUACGCCUCCUUGAACCCGUGCGCAGGAAGUAAGCCGUCUGAUGUGAACGGAUUGGACGCUGCAGCGCUUAUUCGGCUGCAGCGCUACUGGCGGGAGCAGCUGUCACGGGAUCUGGCGGCGGGCCUGAAGCAGGAAGCGACGAAAUGGCGGCUGACUUGGUGAUCGGCUGGAGCAUUUUCGCGGUGGUGCUUCUGGCUAUUUUGGCUUUUUGUUGGGUUUACAUCCGCAAAUACCAGAGUUGUCAGGAAAGUGAAGCAGUGUCUACUAUCACGGCAAUAUUUUCCCUGGCUGUGGCUCUGAUCACUUCUGCACUGCUACCUGUGGACAUUUUUCUUGUGUCUUUUAUGAAGAAUGAAAAUGGCACAUUUAAGGGCUGGGCAGAGGAUAAUGCCACACGGGCACAGAUUGAAGACACCAUUUUAAUUGGAUAUUACACUUUUUAUUCCAUUAUCCUGUUCUGCGUAUUUUUGUGGAUACCAUUUGUGUAUUUUUACUAUGAAGAAAAGGAUGACGACACGACCCGCUGUUCACAAAUAAAGACUGCCCUUAAAUACACAUUCGUGUUCAUGAUAGUGUGUUCCUUUCUUCUUCUUGUUGGUGCAUUCGCACCACUGGAUAUUCCGACAGGCAAAAACAUCUCUGAGUUUGAUAAGAUCAAGGUUCUAUUUGAAGAACUCGGUAGCAGUUAUGGUUUGGAUGCCUUGUCAUUUUCCAUCAGCUCCUUGACCUUGAUAGGAAUGUUGGCAGCGAUCACCUACACAGCUUAUGGGAUGUCUGCCCUUCCUUUAAACUUGAUUAAAGGUACGAGAAAUGUACAUUAUGAACGUUUGGAAAACACUGAUGAUAUUGAAGAGGUGAAUCUGGAAAUUGAAAGACUUAGAUCAAAGUGCAGAGAUGGAAGACCACUGGCAAGUAGUGACAGAAAAAAACUUUAUAAACUUCAAGAAAAAAUUCGAACCUUGCAACGGAAAGAAAGACAUCUUGAAUCUCGUGAAAUGAGUUGCUGGACAAAAUGUUGCAGCAUCAUGCGCCCGUUUAAGAUUAUUUGGGGCAUAUUCCUCAUCCUUGUGGCCCUUUUGAUCAUGGUAUCGCUUUUUCUAUCUAAUCUUGACAAAGCUCUCCAUUCUGCUGGCAUCAAUACUGGAUUUGUUCUCUUUGGUACAAACAUAACAAACCCAUUGAAUAUUCUUCUUCCAGUUCUUCAGCGGGUUUUCCCUCUUGAUUAUAUCCUGAUUACAGUUAUCAUAAUGUAUUUUUUCUUUACAUCAAUGGCCGGCAUCAGAAAUAUGGGUAUAUGGUUCUUCUGGGUACGGUUGUACAAGAUUAGAAGGGAACGGACGAGACCUCAAGCUCUUCUCUUUCUCUGCAUGAUUCUCUUGUUAAUCGUCCUUCACACUAGCUACAUGAUUUACAGCCUGGCACCACAAUAUGUCAUGUAUGGAAGCCAAAGAUAUCUGGUGAAGGGUUAUAAUACAGAAAACUCGUCUAGCUCUGCGUCCAUAAACUGUGAUGCUAAUGCCCCUGAUAAUCAGUGUACAGUUACCCGAACAUACUUGUUUCUGCAUAAGUUUUGGUUUUUCAGCACUGUGUAUUAUUUUGGCAACUGGAUGUUCAUAGUUGUUUUUAUUAUUGGAUUCGUUGUCUCCUGCUUCAAAGGAAAGAAAUCUGUUAUUGAAGGAGAAGUAGAAGAUGACGAUUCUGAUCUAAGUGACAAUGAAGACCUGUCUCCUGUAUACCCCUAAAGAGCUGUAUUUCCAUGAUCUGUUUAAAAGACUUUUUAUUGUAAGCUGAAAAUAUAAAAUUCAAAUCAAGAUUUAUUUUAAUUUAUGGCUGAAGAUUAACUGGCAUGUAAAAAGAAUGACUUGGACCGAAACAUGGACAUAAAGUGUUACUAAUUUACUUGUUUCAGGUACUUAAUAUAUACAUUUAAAACUGAAGAUUUAUGUAACCCUAAAAUAUUCUGAGCUAUGCACUAAAAGAAACUGACACCAAUAGAAACCCUGGCUUUGUACUCUCUACAGAGUUGCACAUAUAUCCAUUACUUGCUUGACUGUUCUCAGAACUUCCAUAGAAGUGUAUGGCGCACAACAGCUGGAGAACCGGAGGUUGCUGACACCUGAUGUACAUUCACACGACCAUAUUUUUGGUCUGCGUCCAAUCUGCAUUUUUUGUGGAUCGCACGGAGACCCAUCCUUUUCUAUGGGGCAGUCAGUUUUAUUCUUAUACGUUUUGCAGAUAAUCUUAGGCAUUUAUUUAAUAGGGCCUGCAUCUGUAUUGUGAAUCAGCGGUUUGCUGACUGCAAAACAGAUACUGCCAUGUGAAUGUAGCCUUAUAGUAAAUGAUUAGUGGUUAUGGUCGUUUUGUUUUGUUUUGUUUUGUUCUUUGACAUUUUUCUUUAUUUCUUGCAGAUACUUUAAUUUAUAAAAUAAAUUGACAUUUGCAAAAUUUUAUAUAUGACUAAUAAAACAUUAAUAUGUCUUGAA
Messenger RNA from Bufo gargarizans (Asiatic toad), 2651 nucleotides. RefSeq names its product LMBR1 domain containing 1 (gene LMBRD1). The record is from RefSeq and is a predicted model, not a curated record. Gene Ontology annotation, cellular component: vacuolar membrane. Gene Ontology annotation, biological process: protein localization to vacuole. Bases 312 to 1910 code for a protein of 532 amino acids. Lineage: Eukaryota; Metazoa; Chordata; Amphibia; Anura; Bufonidae. The transcript is spliced from 16 exons.